This is a messenger RNA of Cryphonectria parasitica EP155, 1638 nucleotides long. RefSeq lists its product as uncharacterized. The transcript has 2 exons. The record is from RefSeq and is a predicted model, not a curated record. Gene Ontology annotation, biological process: proteolysis. Gene Ontology annotation, molecular function: cysteine-type endopeptidase activity. Lineage: Eukaryota; Fungi; Ascomycota; Sordariomycetes; Diaporthales; Cryphonectriaceae. The coding region runs from base 1 to 1638 and encodes 545 amino acids.
AUGGAAAAUGUCAGCUCCAGUAUAGCGGGACACCAUGCCCUGUUAAUUGGAAUCAAUGCAUACUCAGGCCAGCCGUUGAGAGGAUGUGUUGGAGACGUGAAAGACAUGAGAGACCACCUUCAGGAACUCUCCUUCCCCGUCUCUAUACGGAUGCUCACAGCCACGCCCCCUAGCCCGCCAGACUCCCAAAGCCUCAUAGAGGAUAGGCGGGUCUGGCCUACAUAUCUCAACGUUAAAAAAUGUAUGCAGGACAUUGAAUCUAUAGCGGUACCCGGCGAUUUUGUCCUGAUCUACUAUUCCGGUCAUGGUGUGCGGCUGUGGCCAUCCACCCAGGUUGGUCACAUGUAUACUGGCGACAUGGCACUUGUAGUGCUUGACGGCGACAGCGGGGACCAGGCACGCUAUCUUCGAGGCCUAGAGCUGUCUUGUUGGUUAAAGAAAAUGGUGGAUAGGGGGUUACUGGUUACCGUCAUUCUGGACUGCUGCUUCUCCGGGGCCAUCUCUCGAGCUGAUGACACCCCGGAUACUACUAUCCGGGAGUUGCCGUACGAUGUAUUCGUGGACGAAACCUACCCUAUCGACCCAGAUGCGGCCGCCUUGGCAGAUACUCUUACUGGUGCAUACUCUCGCGAGGCCUCGAUGCUUCCCAACUGGAUUAUCAACCCCCGUGGAUACACGUUGCUCGCUGCUUGCGGGCCACAUGAGUUUGCUAGAGAAGCCCUGGUCAGCAGUGGUCUAUAUCGUGGAGCGCUGUCUUACUGGCUGUUGUAUAGCCUCAGAAGGCCAGGUGCUUCAGACCGAUCGCAGCAGGACACAUACCACCACAUCUGCUCUCAAUUUCGAAUGAAUAACUCGCCACAGUCCCCCAUUUUGUAUGGAAAUAAGGCCUUCCGAUUUUUCAACUCGCCUGUGUCGAGUGCGGAUCUUACAGCCCCGGUUCAGCUCCUCUACGACGCUCGCUCCCAACUUAUUCUGGAAAACGGUCGCGCGCACGGCGUCUGUGAAGGCGACCUCUACCGUGCCUCCCCCCUUCAUAAAGGAAAACCCCAGCUUGCUAGUGAGCCAACUCAGAGUGGGGCCACUGUACGCGUUGCCAAGGUCGGGGAGCUCACAUCAGCGCUUGAAGUGGUGGAUCCGGUAAGGAGCCAAACCCACGUGCGGACCGGAUGGAUAGCCACGCCGCUGAAGCGCCUAGGCCUUCAACGAUAUAUAGUGCUAUUAUCUUAUGGGCCCAAGCAUUCCGAGGAGUGGAAACAAGCGCUGGCGCAACGGCCAUCUCUCAACGUCCUCUGUCAAGACCCGGGCGAUAUUUCUUUUGCCUUCCGUGUCAUUGUGAAUGAGGGGCGUUUUUACGAGGUCCGCGAUGGCACUGGUGCGGAGCUCACAUCCACGAGAAGAAUUAUUAAAAUGCAAUUAAGUCCCGACGUCCGGGAAAAGAGGGGGCAAGAACUCGAUAUCCUGAAAGUUUUUAUUACCUCUCGUCAAACAUCCUUCGCGUCAAUAGAAUCAACACCUCUGAACGCUACGACUAAGGCGGAUAGCUCGACGGGCGUUUCAGUGACCGACGCAGGCGAAAAUCGCCUGGAUCGUUUGGACUGGCUCGCGAUGAAUUUUCAUAUCCGAGUAUGUCCCAAAUAA